Molecule: messenger RNA, 844 nt
Organism: Hibiscus syriacus
Lineage: Eukaryota; Viridiplantae; Streptophyta; Magnoliopsida; Malvales; Malvaceae
Product: cytochrome b5-like
Exons: 3
Coding region: 166-594 (142 amino acids)
Cellular component (GO): endoplasmic reticulum; membrane
Molecular function (GO): heme binding
Source: RefSeq, a predicted model, not a curated record
UUUAGUUUUUUUUUGGGGUCAACCUCACAGCACACGGAGCUUGUGGCUACUACCCAACCACAAGAGAAGAACAGUAUAUUUUGCCAUAUAUUUUGGGUUUAGUUUGAUCACCAAAUCUGUGCUCUUCAUCACCAUCUUCUUCGUUUCUUCUUUAAAAAAGCAAAAAUGGAGGGAGGAAAUAUGGGUGGAGAAGUAAAGGUCUACACUUUGGCCGAGGUUUCUCAACACAACCAUGCUAAAGACUGUUGGCUUGUCAUUGAGGGCAAGGUAUACAACGUGACCAAAUUCUUGGAAGAUCAUCCCGGUGGCGAUGAUGUCUUGCUGUCUUCCACAGGGAAGGAUGCAACCGAUGAUUUCGAGGAUGUUGGUCAUAGUAGCAGUGCUCGAGCAAUGAUGGACGAGUUUUACGUGGGCAACAUCGAUACAUCGACCAUUCCCACCAAGAAAAAAUACACUCCUCCCAAGCAACCUCACUAUGACCAAGACAAGACCUCGGAAUUCGUCAUAAAGCUUCUCCAAUUCCUCGUUCCCCUGCUGAUCUUGGGGUUGGCCUUCGGCGUCCGCUUCUAUACCAAAGCACCGGCUUCAUCUUGAGACCCCGAAAGAGGAUUCAAACGAUAUUCCCAAUAAAAUUUACGCUAGUUUAAAUUUAUUUGGAAGUUUUACAUACCGUGGGAUAAUGAUAAAUGGUUGGAUAUUUUCAUUCAAACAUUUGUUUAAAUGAAUCCGACGAUCGAUUCAUCCUGGAUUGUGAUAUUCUGAUAAUUGCCUUUUCUCCUUGUGUUUGUCCAGUAUCUCCCUUUUCUAUGAUCAACGUUCAAAUGAAUGUCCAUUCAUUCAUGCA